Heterocephalus glaber (naked mole-rat) is the source of this 8096-nucleotide messenger RNA. RefSeq names its product tetratricopeptide repeat domain 14 (gene Ttc14). Gene Ontology annotation, molecular function: protein binding; nucleic acid binding. Lineage: Eukaryota; Metazoa; Chordata; Mammalia; Rodentia; Bathyergidae. The record is from RefSeq and is a predicted model, not a curated record.
CCCCGCUACCCCUAGGGGCGGCUCCGGAACACUUCCGGGAGAGGCAACCUUUACAGUAGAUCGAGUUGUGUGAUUCCGGCUGCUGUGAGGCUUUCUUAGCCUCACAGACCACCCGGCUCAUGUAGUGGGCACGGAACAGGGGGCUAGCAGCCCACCUGCGGCCAGGCCCUCACUCUCUAGUCAUGGACCGGGACCUUCUGCGGCAGUCCCUGAAUUGCCACGGGCCGUCAUUGCUCUCCCUACUCCGGAGUGAACAGCAGGACAAUCCGAACUUCCGGAGCCUCCUGGGGUCGGCCGUGGAGCCUGCUCGCGGUCCGCCGGCCCUGCAGCAUUUACAGGGCAGAAAAGAGAAGAGAUUUGACAACGUGGAAAUACAAAAAUUCAUCUCCAAAAAAGCGGAUUUGCUCUUUGCACUUUCCUGGAAAUCAGAUGCACCUGCAACUUCUGAAGUUCAUGAAGACAGUGAAGAGCAUUUUGCAGUCAUGCCACCUUUAGAGCAGUUUAUGGAAAUACCUAGUAUGGAUCGGAGAGAGCUGUUUUUCCGAGAUAUUGAGCGUGGUGAUAUAGUAAUUGGAAGAAUUAGCUCCAUUCGGGAAUUUGGUUUUUUCAUGGUUUUAAUCUGUUUAGGAAGCGGCAUCAUGAGAGAUAUAUCCCACUUAGAAAUCACAGCUCUUUGCCCAUUAAGAGAUGUGCCUUCUCACAGUAACCACGGAGAUCCUUUAUCAUAUUACCAAACUGGCGACAUCAUUCGAGCUGGAAUCAAGGAUAUCGACAGGUACCAUGAAAAGCUUGCAGUAUCUCUGUAUAGCUCAUCUCUUCCACCACACCUGUCUAAUAUUAAACUAGGUGUGAUUACUUCUGAAGAACUUCCUUUGUACUACAGGAGGAGUGUUGAACUAAAUAGUAAUUCUUUGGAGUCCUAUGAAAAUAUCAUGCAGAGUUCUUUGGGAUUUGUUAAUCCAGGAGUAGUUGAAUUCCUCCUAGAAAAGCUAGGAAUAGAUGAAUCUAAUCCACCAUCUUUAAUGAGAGGCCUACAAAGCAAAAAUUUCUCUGAAGAUGAUUUUGCAUCUGCAUUGAGAAAGAAACAGUCUGCAUCUUGGGCUUUAAAAUGUGUAAAGAUUGGAGUUGAUUAUUUUAAGGUUGGGCGUCAUGUGGAUGCUAUGAAUGAAUACAAUAAAGCUCUGGAAAUAGACAAACAAAAUGUGGAAGCUUUGGUAGCUCGUGGAGCAUUGUAUGCAACCAAAGGAAGUCUGAACAAAGCAAUAGAAGAUUUUGAACUUGCAUUAGAAAACUGCUCAACUCACAGGAAUGCAAGAAAAUACCUCUGCCAGACUCUUGUAGAAAGAGGAGGGCAGUUAGAAGAAGAAGAGAAGUUUUUAAAUGCUGAAAGCUACUAUAAGAAAGCUUUGGCUUUGGAUGAGACUUUUAAAGAUGCAGAGGAUGCCUUGCAGAAACUUCAUAAAUAUAUGCAGAAAUCUUUGGAAUUAAGAGAAAAACAAGCUGAAAAGGAAGAAAAGCAGAAAACAAAGAAAAUAGAAACGAGUGCAGAAAAGUUGCGUAAGCUCUUAAAAGAGGAGAAAAGGUUAAAGAAGAAAAGAAGAAAAUCAUCGUCUUCCUCUUCAAGUGUUUCAUCUGAUGAUGAAUCUGUUUCUUCUUCCUCAUCCUCUUCCUCUUCUGAUCACAAAAGGCAUAAGAAACAUAAGAGGACCCGUUCAGAGUCUUCUCACAGUUCCAAAAGGCAUGCAUCUAGGGCAUCCUCAAGUCAGGUAGAUCAGAAUAGGAAAGAUGAGUGCUACCCAGUUCCAGCUAAUACUUCAGCGUCUUUUCUUAAUCAAAAACAAGAAGUGGAAAAACUACUGGAAAAGCAGGAUAAGUUACAGUAUCCAAAGACACAGGUAAAAGACAAAGAUAGAUGCUCUCUCUCUUCAUCUUCAGUUGAAAUACCGGAUGAUUUUGGAGGUAGGUCUGAAGAUCCAAGAGAUUUUUAUAAUAGCUAUAAACCCCAGCCAGGUGGUAGCAAAGUAGAAAAGCCAUAUAAAUCAGAAAGACAUUUUUCCAGUAGAAGAAAUUCCUCAGAUUCCUUCUGUAGGAAUUCAGAGGACAAAAUAUAUGGUUAUAGGAGAUUUGAAAAAGACACAGAGGGAAGAAAAGAGCAUUAUAGAAAGUGGGAGCCAGCUUCCAUGAGGUAUUCCACUUCACCAGCCAGUUCAGACCACUCUUGGAAGUCAGUUGAAAAACACAAGAAAUACACUUAUUCUGGAUCACGUGAUUUGGGUAGACAUGAGCAAAAGUACCGAUUAAAUAUCAAUCAAGGAGAUUAUGAAAGAGAGGACAGUUCUAGGGAAGAUAACAAAACACAAGUUCCAGAUGGAUUAGCUAGUAAAGAGCAAUCAGAGAGCAAAGUUAAAAAAAAUUUACCUCAAAAUUUACUCAACAUAUUUAAUCAGAUAGCUGAAUUUGAGAAAGAAAAAGGAAGUAAGCCAAAAAACUGAUAAUGCCAAGGAAAUCUGUACCAUUUUGCUAAGCAUUGCUCAUAAAUAUUUUAGUGUAUUUUAAUCAUAACAGUCUGAUGCAGAAAUAUCUGCUUCUAAAAUUAUUUGUAGAGAUUACAGAAAGCUUAUCUCAAAUUUGUUUCAGUUGUAGGUCCCUUUGUCACAAGUUAAGUUUUAGUCUUUCCAUGGGUAUGUUUAUGUACAAUGUAUCUCUUAGUGUGACAAUUUAAAUUUCUUUACCUAAAGGUAAUGCUCUGAUCCUUUCUCGGUCUUUUGGCUAAGAUCAAGUGUAAUUCUCUGAAAACAUUGUUGCUUCACUGUAUUAUGGUGUAUGCAAAUUCCUGGGCCCAUCCUAUCUUGCUGUUUGGCUGAAAGUUAAAUUUGCACAUUAAAUGCUUGGAUCAUUUCAUCAAAAAUUACUCUUUUCUGUUACAUUAAAAGCCUUCGGGUUUUGAAAGGGUAUGUUUUAAUGUCUCAAGUACUAUUUUAUAUCAUUUCUUUAAUUAUUUUGGGGGGCAGAGUUUUAAAAUGGUAGAUUAUAUCUAUUAAUUUGCCUCUAAAAAGCCUAAUUUAAUUAAAAUUGGUCUGUGAACAUUCAUUGGCUUUUACCUAACUUACCAAAUGCCUUCCAAUAAGACCAGGAAAGUUGAUUAGGGCCUAUUUUGCUUACUUAUCCAUUAUUUUUUAUUAACUUAUUAACUUACUGUUACCAUUGGCAAUAAGAAAUUUAACCUUAAGCACUGGUAAGGGCCUUAGAGACUGUAUUCUAGACAAGAGCAGAUCAGAACAGAAACUAAUCCUUUUAACAAAAAUAGCAGUGAUAGAGAACCACACUUGUAAAGCUUGUUAUUCCUCUGGGGAAAGAAAUUUAGGAAACUGUCCUAAUAUUGCAAAUGUUCUGCUGAAAAAUCUCUAGGCAUGUUUUUAAAUAGCCCACAGCUGGCCUGCAUUUUUACUUUUCUUCCUUCUUAGCACCUCACCUCCCUUACUGCCUCCUUUCUCAAGAUCUAAAUAGAAGAGUAGGCCAACCAGAACUUGAUCUUACUAAGAAUAAAUUUCAACAGCUUGAGCUAAAGAAGGAAGGACUUGAAUUUUCAGAAUCCCCCCAAAAUUACUGAAAAUAGUAAUUUCUUUGGGAGCUAUUGAUAAGAAGUAUAACUAUUGGGAUUGUGAUGCUUUUUAGAAUCUCCAUAAUUUAAAAUUCUAAAAGUUGUAAAUGGCAGUGGAAUUUUAGUUCCAUCAUUUAUGAUGACACAGGAUGGGUAUAGGUAUAGAUGGGUAUCCAUCUACAAAGGUCCAAGUAAGAAUGAUGAAGAGACCAGUUCCUUAUUCUGUUUUGCUUCUUGCCACCAGUAAAAUAUCGAACCUUCAAUAGUGGUAUAUACUUUUUGUAUCCUUCAAAUUCUUGAGAUGUGAGGCUAAUGGGAAAAAUCUGAAAUUUGUUUUGCAGUGGAACAGGAAAAAGAAACCCUUGUUAAGAACAUAAAUAAUGGCAGUGGGAAUAGGCUAGUUACUCAUGCACUAGUCUUUGAAACAAACUCAGUGUUCUCUGUAUUAAUAGUUCUGUCAUCCCUACACAGUUCGACAUAAUGGGGUUUGUGUUGUGUUUUGAAGUACUGGGGAUCAAUUGAACCCAGGCCCUCUCACAUGCUAGACAAGCAUUCUACCAUUGAGCUACAUCUCCCCACCCCCUUUAUUUUCUUGAGAUAGUCUCACUAUGUAGCCCAAGUUGGCCUCAAACUUGACAAUCCUCCUGCCUCAGCCUCCGAGGUAGCUGGAAUUGCAGGUAUGUGCUACUGGACCUGGCCAUAAUGAGGUUUUCAAAAAGUAGAAACUACCUCCUGCCAUAGCCCCUUGACACUUGAGAAUCCCUAGCACAGCUUACAGUUUUACACAUACUGUUUUACCUCAAUGUUAAGAUAGUGCCUUAUCCUUUAGGUUGCUUGAAUUUAAAAAUUCCUUGUUUCUAGGGUCUCUUUCUUGAGACAUAACAAAUUGAAGCAGAACCUACAAACCAGUGUCUAAGGAUAUGUUUAGGAAAAAGAUACCACAGCAAAAAAAAUUAUUGGGAAUUAAAUUGUCAAAAAUCCAUAGUGACAUCUUCAAUAAUUUUUCUCAGUAUCAGUAUGUCAUAAGUAUGAACAUACUUAGGCAGUCUGUGUCUUGGUUUCCAUAAGUUAGAAGAAGAGUGACUUUUGGGUGUUAGGAUCAGAUUUGGAGACAGAGGGAUUGUUGUUGUCUUUUGCCAUAAUUAGUAUUAUGUUAGAACUUAUUUUAUUGAAGGAUUAAACGUAAACUUGUAUGCUAGCCUAAGAACCUAACCAUUCCACAAAUACUGUGCUAGGCUCUAGAUAGUGAUUCAGUAGAUAGAAGAUCUAGUUGUAGUGUAAUUACCAUGUUUCAAGCCCUGUACAUUUAUAUUAUCCAGUUUCAAUAAACUUGUACAUAAUUGCUACUAUUUUCUGUAUCACAAAAGGAAAAAAGUAUAGAGAAGUAACUGAACAAAGUUAGAAAGCUAGUAAUAAGACAUGCCUCCUGCCUUCAUAGAAUCAUUUAAUGUUUCAAAUCCAGGUAAUUUACAAACUGUUACACAAUUGAAAAUAACUUGGAUAAACAAAGUGACUGUAUAAUACCAUCAGUUUUUAGAUCUUCUAAAUAAAUCUCAUGCAAUGCUUUAGCCAAAAAUUCAGCUUUUUACUCAUCUUAAUCUUUGGAUUUAACUACUGUAUUUUCUAAGCUAUUUCUAAAAUGAAGAAAUCAGGAGAAUCAGAUUCACUAACAUUACUGCUUUUGAGAAGGAUCUGUGAAUAAUGGUUUAAGACAGUCACAGUGGUGCUGAAUUUUUUUUCAAGAUUUGAAGAAUGUGCUUAUUUACAUACAUGAAUUCCAGUACAUUUAUUUGAAAUCCAUUUGUAUAAUACGUCAUUCUAAAAGUUCAAUGUGCUAAGUACAAAGCAUUAACUGAAAAAACUAACUAAAUCUGAUGGUCCAUCUCCAGUGUAAAUCUAUAAAAUUCUAAUGGCAUAGCUAGCUUUCUUUAAAUUGUGGAAGUUUCAAAAAAGUACUUAUGCUUGGUUGGCUUGUUUUAAAAGCAAAAUCUUUAAUGUGUUUCAUUUCUUUCAACGGCAGAGUAGAAUAAUCCUUAGAAAUACAAGGUGCAUUUUUCUACUAAUACACAGCAUUUCUCUUACCAGUUUUCUUUGGGGGUUGCUGAUACUGUCUUUUACUUACAAAUUAUACCAAAAGAAGGAACCGCCUUUAAGAGAUUUUUUUCCCCCCCAAAAAAGUCUGGGAAAUAAACUUCUAUGAAUAAAGAAAGCCUGGGCCGGGGAUUUGGGGAUUUAGCCCAGUGGUUCCAGUGUCUGCCUUGCAAGCACAAGGUCCCGAGUUCGAUCCCCAGUACCAAAAAAAAAAGCCUAAUUUGAAGAUCUUGUAAGAUAAAUGCAAAUUUUCUUACUGUGAUAUACAGUGAAUCUCUAGAAAUUUAUUCCUAAAAGAUUCUGUUAGCUUAGAUGUUUGUAGUGUAUUCUAAUACUACAAACAUUGGAAUUGCAGUGAAAAACACUAUUUGCCCCAUUCUUGCAUAACAUGCAUCCUUAUUAAGAAUCUGCUAUUGUUUUCCCUCUCCAAGAAUAAAAUAGUAGGAAACUAAGAAAGUUCCCUUUAAAAACAACAGCUUUUACAUUUUUCUACUGGAUAAACUUGGGUCAUCUUGUAUUUCUAACACUGCUUCAGUAGGCCUCUAUACCAUUAUAUAUGGAACUCAAAAAUUGUAUCAAACUUACAAUUAGGAGAUUUUUGUUUUUGUGUUUAAAACUUGUUCAAAAAAGUUUCGGAUGUUUAUUUGCCACUCUUGUUGCUUUUCAAAUUACUAGAACUACUGCUAGCUCUGAUUGGCCUAGAAUUACUGCCUACUGGUGAAGAGUCUGGGAAGUUGAGCUCUAAUACUUUAAUCGAAGCCUGAGAAGCAGAAGUAUUUAUGCUACUCCUAGAUGACCUAGGAAAGAAAAAAAAAAAAUCAUAAAUGUAAUGCAAAUUUAUAUUUGAUAUAGACCCCCUCAUUGAAAAAAAAAUCCCAUAAUUCUGAGAGAAAAAUGUACAUAUUAAUAGCGUUAAUAAAUUUUUUAAGUAUGAUAUUAAUAUCAAAAAAUAAUUUUAAAAAAGGAAAUAGGAACAUAAUUUCAAUAAGUAGUUCAUUAUGUUUCUGUGAGAAAAAUAUUUUCAACUCAGCAGUUUCUUAAGAGUUGGAAGCACUAAGUUUGCAGGAGUAAUUAAAAUAAUAUGUAAUUUAAGCUGAAGAGGAAAGUGAGCUGUGUUGGCAGGGAUAAAAUGGUGGGAUUGUUUAGAAAAUAACUAGGCAUACAACUAAAAUAUUUUAAAAAUAUAUUUUAUAAAAGUAUGGAGAAGUUUAGCUAUUUAAUAUUUUUAUGUAGAAACAGUUUUUAAUACUUAAGCACUUUUUUUAGGACCUCCUCUUUUCCUCUAAAAUUUCUCUGUGGACCUAAUGAAAGGUAUUAAGUAGCAGCUUGGAAAUUCUAGAAUCAGGAUCAUUAUUAAUAAGUUUUGUUUUGCCAGUAAUGCAUGAGUGUUGAUUAAGCAUCCCUAAUGACAGAAUUCUGCUAACAUUCACUUGCAGAAGGAAAAAAUAGCUUCCUUUUUAGCAAAAUAUAAAACCCUGACUAUGUAAAAUUUCACAAAUUUGGCUUUAGUCACAAAAAUUAUACUCUCCAUAUCUAUAUAUCUGUGUUGCCAUUUUAUAAUUUUAAAAGAUUUUGUUAACCUUCCACUUACCUUGGUGAUACCAGUGAGGCCUGUGAAGAUGUAGAACUCUGGUGGCUCUCUUUACUACUAGCUAUUGGUAGCUCUAACCCAUUCUGUUAAAAAUAUUUAACAAUAAUCAUUAGACCUACUGCAUUUAGGAAAAAAAUAUUUUUAAUUAGAUUUUACUUUACUAUUAACAUCAUAAAAUUUUUUUUUAAACUGUUUAAGAAAUUAAGGCUGGGGAUGUGUAGCUCAGUGGCAGAGCACUUGGCCUAAAAUUCACAAGGCCCUAAGUUCAAUUCCUAGCACCAGAAAUAAAAAAUAAAGAUGGUAUUACAUUACCUGCUUAAAAUAUGUUUGAAGGAUAAAACGGAUUGCAGCAUUUUCUUUUAUACAAUCAACUAACAUUUCAUCAAUGACCUUUUGAAAUUGCUUCACUUCACGGACUUUAAUGUCUUGUUCUUCUGGUGUUUCAUCUUUUGUUUGUUUCAAAAGACGGAUAUCUUUUGUGAGUUUUGCACACUGGUGGUUAAAAUAAACCAUGAUAUAAACAUUUUUCAAGAAUUUUUAAGGAUAAAGGAUCUGAGUUUACCAUUUAAGACUUAAAAAAUGUAAAUAUGAGUCAGUUUAGAAAGAUAACUAUACCUGUUUAGUCACUCUCUCUAAUUUUGGCUUCUGCUCUUCAGUUUCUCUAUGUACUUGAGAUGCAAAAGCUUGUUUCUCUGAUAGUUUUUCUUUGACAUUAUUUGCUAAAUGUUCUGUAAGUUGUAAAGUGUUUUCCAUGCUCUGCAGAAAAAUUUUAACAUACUGAUUAGAAUAAAAAGCUGACUUAUUAUUUGCCAA